This is a messenger RNA of Lobosporangium transversale, 839 nucleotides long. RefSeq names its product guanylate kinase. NCBI's taxonomy places the organism in Eukaryota, Fungi, Mortierellomycota, Mortierellomycetes, Mortierellales, Mortierellaceae. The record is from RefSeq and is a predicted model, not a curated record. Gene Ontology annotation, cellular component: cytosol. Gene Ontology annotation, biological process: purine nucleotide metabolic process. Gene Ontology annotation, molecular function: GMP kinase activity. The transcript has 3 exons. Bases 56 to 781 code for a protein of 241 amino acids.
CCUCCAACCAUCCCAACCCUCCACCUUCGCUCCCUUUCCCAUAACCACAAAAACUAUGUUUGCUCUCUCUCCAACGCUCUUUCGAAACGUGGAAGGGGCGAUAAGAUCACGCCAAUCAUUGGUUUCAUGUCUAUCGCUUGCUACCCUCAGCCGCAAUUAUACUACAAGCACACUCAAAGGCCCUUCGCCACCAAUUUUGGUUGAUAAACGACCUAUUGUGAUCACCGGGCCUUCUGGGAGCGGGAAAUCAACUCUUAUUGAGAAGCUAUUUCAAGAAUACCCCUCAACUUUUGGAUUUAGUGUAUCUCAUACAACACGAAAGCCAAGACCUGGAGAGAAGGAUGGUAUCGCGUAUCACUUUGUCACAGAAGAUGAGAUUCAAGAAUUAAUCAAUCAAGAUCGGUUUCUAGAACACGCAGUCUUUUCUGGGAACCAUUACGGAACCAGUAAGAAAGCUGUUCAAGAUGUUUUUGAGAGUGGCAAGAUUUGUAUCUUGGAUAUUGAUCUUCAGGGUGUACAACAUGUCCGUAAAUCAGGUUUACAGGCUCGAUAUGUUUUUGUACGACCUAAAAGUUUAGACACCUUGGAGACCCGUUUAAGAGGACGAGGAACAGAAACAGAGGAAGCGAUUCAGAAACGGUUACACCGGGCCAAAAACGAAUGGGGCUAUGGUAUGGACCCUAGCAACUUUGACCAUGUAGUCAUCAACGACCAACUGAAGAAGGCGUAUGAAGACUUGCGAGACUUUAUCUUUUCUUCACAAGCAAGCAAAAAAACUUAAUAAAAGGCCUGACGAUUGUGACUGCCUUGAAUUGGCGCAAGAUCACCCUCUUAUUGUU